Messenger RNA from Hypomesus transpacificus, 8514 nucleotides. It is a transcript of the gene plxnb2b, whose product is annotated as plexin b2b. Gene Ontology annotation, cellular component: semaphorin receptor complex. The record is from RefSeq and is a predicted model, not a curated record. Gene Ontology annotation, molecular function: semaphorin receptor activity; protein binding. Gene Ontology annotation, biological process: positive regulation of axonogenesis; regulation of GTPase activity; negative regulation of cell adhesion. NCBI's taxonomy places the organism in Eukaryota, Metazoa, Chordata, Actinopteri, Osmeriformes, Osmeridae.
AACCUUCUAACCCCCUCUCUCUCUCUCCGUCUUUUCCUCAGAAAUGGCGAGCUGGGUUCCUCCCCUCCCCCUCCUCCUCCUCCUCCUCCUCCUCUGCCUCUCCUCGACCGACGGUCAGGAGAAGGUCUCCAUCCUGGACUUCACCUCUGAGACCCCCAUCAACAACGUGGCCCAGGACCCCCAGAGCGGACGCAUCUACCUCGGGGCGGUCAACAGCAUCUUCCAGCUGGGAGCUUCUCUGCAGCUGGAGGCCCGGGCCAGGACCGGGCCUCUGAAAGACUCCCGAGGCUGCACCCCCCCGGCCUCCGACUGCCAGGGCAUCAGCGACAUGGCCAACAUGAACAAGCUCCUGCUGGUGCACCAGGCCAACGGCUCCCUCAUCGUGUGCGGGAGCCUCUACCGAGGCAUCUGUUCCCUGCUCAACCUCACCAAGGUGGACCAGCUGCUGUACUACAGCGACAGGAAGGGGGAGAAGACGUACGUGGCGAGCAUCGAGGAGGGCGUGAACGUGGUGGGCGUCAUGUCCACCUUCGCCAAGUACGGCCAGGACGUCGACGUGUUCCUCGUGGCGAAGGGCUACGGCAGCUUGGACAGCACCAAGCUCAUCAGCACGCGCAUCCUCCAGGACUACCGCGACUGGGUGGUGUUUGAGAGCAUCAUCGAGGCGUCCACGGUGCAGACCACGCCCUUCGUGCCCAAGUACAUGCACGACUUCCGCCACGCGUUCAAGGACGACGGCUUCACCUACUUCCUGUUCUCGCGGACGCUGGACGGCACGGACAACAAGAACCACACGUUCGUGUCGCGGCUCUGCGAGAACGACGACCAUUACUAUUCCCACACCGAGCUGCAGUUGAACUGCGGUCAGGGGAACCGCUACAACAAGGUGCAGGCUGCCUACGUAGCGGCGCCUGGUAAAGAGCUGGCGCGGAGCAUAACCGAGACGGGCCUUUACGGGACCGUGCUUCCCUGGCACAAGAUCCUGUUCAUGGUGGCCAGCCCGGACGAAGACCCCGUCGACUCUGCCCUCUGCAUGUACCCGCUGAAUGCCGUCAACGAGCGCCUGGUGGACAUCAUCAGCGCCUGCUACAGCGACUCGGGCAAGAUCGCCGGCAAGCCCGUCGUGGAUAUCCCUUACUCGUCCAAGACGGAGGAGUUCUGCUCCUCCAAGAUCAGCAAGGAUAUGGUGAACAGCUUCAAAUGCGGUGCGGACUUCCUUCCUGCUCCACUGGCCAGUAAGCCCAACUUUGCCCUGACGGCGGAGGCUACGGUGACCAGGAAGGGCCUUCUGACUGCGGUGGCCGUUGCCGUGGAGAACGAACACACCAUCGCCUUCCUGGGCAACAGCCAGGGUGAAGUGUAUAAGGCCCACCUCACACGCAGCCCAGAGGUCUACAGCAGAGGGCCUGGAGACACCACGGGCGAGAAGGUCAACAAGAACCUCCUCUUUGACCGCAGCCAAAGCCACCUGUACAUCACCACUGAGACAAAGAUCACCAAGGUGCCAGUGCAGGCCUGUCAUCUGAAGAAGGACUGCCAGUCCUGUGCGGCUCUGAAGGAUCCGUACUGCGGCUGGUGUGUCUUGGAGGGCAGGUGUACUAGGAGAUCUGAUUGCAGGCGAGCAGAGGAGAAGAAUGGCUGGCUGUGGAGCCCCCGGCAGCAGUGUGUGAAGAUUGUGUCCUUCCACCCACCCAACCUCAGCUGUACAAAGACCCAGCAGGUUGAGAUCAACGUUCCCUCCCUCCCGUCCAUCGGUGGUUCGGACCGCCUGCGCUGUGUCUUCCGCUCCUUCCAAAGCGACGGCACCAUGUCCGACUCCGGUCAGGUGACCUGCUUGCUCCCCCACCCUCCGCUCUCCCCCCCAACACCGGACGACCAGGACUUUGUAGCCGUGCCAGUGAAGAUCUACGUGAACGAGACAGUGGAGCUGGCGACCAGGGAGUUUAAGUUUUACAACUGCUCUGCCACAGUGAAGAAGGCGGAAAACACACCGUGCAUGUCCUGUGUGGCCAGUCCAUGGGGCUGCCAGUGGAGCACCCAGGACCACACCUGCAGUGACAUGGACGACACGGUCACAGGCCACAUCAUCAGACACAAACAGAUGACAAAGUGUCCUCAGUUUGAGAACCCUGACCCCGUCCUCAUCCCCGUUGGCUUCAAAACCACCAUCAGCUUUGAGGGCAUCAACCUGGACCUCUACAAGGAUCGGACGUUCUCCAUCGGUACCGAGUUGAUGAGGAACGCGGAGGAGGACGUCAGGACUGAGACUGGACCCUUCUACAGUUUCAGUGGCUUCACUUUUUCUUUCGACAAGUCACCGGAGACCAACGUGCUCUUCUAUGUGAAGGACAGAGACUCGGGCAAAAAGAUAGACAGCACACUGAAUGUGACUCUGUACAACUGCUCCAUGGGGCGAGAAGACUGCAGCCUGUGCAAGAACGCCGACCCCAAGUACAGGUGUGUGUGGUGCACCAGCAGGAAGUCGUGCGUGUACGAGAAGCUGUGCUCCGAGAACCCCCAGGACACGGAGUGCCCUGACCCCCAGAUCUCCGACAUCAUCCCUCGCUUCGGGCCCAUGGGGGGUGGCAUCUCCGUCACCAUCAGGGGCUCCAACCUAGGCAUCCACAAGGAGGAUAUCAAGAGCAUCACUGUGGUGGGGGUCCCCUGCUCACACCUGGAUGACAAGUACACCGUCUCCACCAGUGUGGUGUGUGAGAUUGGCCCCCUGGACCCCCUGAGUACCAGCUGGGGCCAAGUAGAAGUGGAGGUGGCCGGAGGGAAGAGAGGAACCUCCUCUGUCUACUUCACAUACAGGGACCCCGUCCCCCAGGUGGUUCAACCCUCCAAGGGGCCCAAAGCCGGGGGGACACUCAUCACCAUAUCGGGCUCCAACCUGGACACUGCCACCAAGAACGACAUUCAAGUGACCGUCGGAGCGGUGGAGUGCGCCAUAAUGCACUUCGGCCCCGAGAUCAUCUGCAAAACAGGAGAGUACAAUGCUGAGAAGGUGCCGUCGGGCCCGUUGACCAUGACGGUCAAGUACGGUCGGAAGACGACCACAACCAUCCCCACUGCCUUCCAGUUCUUGGAGAACCCCAACAUCCUGGAGCAUGACCCCAAAAGCAGCUUUGUCUGUGGCGGGAGGACGAUUGUAGUAACAGGCUCAGGGUUCGACAUCAUCCAGAGUGCCGUCAUAAAAGUCCAAGCUAUGGGGGAGGACUGGUCUGGAAUCGCCCAUAAGGAAUCUGAGUUCAUCCAGGAGUGCCACAGUAAGAAUGACACCAUGCUUAAGUUCCAGUCCCCGUGGGUGAACAGCUCCUACCAGAUCCAGGACUACAGGACUUUCAUCCUGCUGGACAACUGGGAGAGGGAGCUCAAACCCUUCGACUACCACCAGGACCCCACCUUCGACGAGCUGACCAAGAAGGUCAUCACUCCCAGCAGCAUGAUCAUUGUCACCGGACAAGGGUUCUCCAAGGCCAUGACGGAGAAAGAGGCCCAGGCCUUUGUCGGGGACGUGCCCUGUGUGGUCAACACCCUGAAGGACGACAAGAUGUUUCUAGAACCUCCUACCACCCAGCCAAUGGCCCGCUCCAAACGACAACGCCGGGACACCAGCUCUGACCCACUGGACCUGCUGAUCAAGUUUGGGAACGGAGAGUGGGUGGUGGGAUCGGUCCACUACGAGAGGAAGUACGAGGUCCCCUUCCUGGUCAUCAUCCCUGCCGUCAUCAUCCCCAUGCUGCUCAUUAUAGCCAUCUCAGUCUACUGCUACAGGAGGAAGAGUCAGCAGGCAGAGAGGGAGUAUGAGAAAGUCAAACACCAACUGGAGAACUUGGAGGAGAGUGUCCGGGACCGCUGCAAGAAGGAGUUCACAGACCUGAUGAUUGAGAUGGAGGACCACACCAACGAGCUGAGCGAGGGUCGCAUCCCGUUCCUGGACUACAAGACCUACACCGACCGCGUCUUCUUCCUGCCCUCCAAGGACGGCGCCAACGACGUCAUGAUCACGGGCAAGCUAGACAUCCCUGAGAACCGCAAGGCCAUCGUGGCCCAGGCCCUCAACCAGUUCUCCAACCUGCUCAACAGCAAGACCUUCCUCAUCAAUUUCAUCCGCACGCUGGAGGGCCGUCCCGACUUCAACGCCAGGGCCAAGGUGUACUUUGCCUCGCUGCUCACGGUGGCCCUCCACGGCAAGCUGGAGUACUACACCGACAUCAUGAGGACCCUGCUGCUGGAGAUGAUGGAGGGGUAUGUGCAGAGCAAGAACCCCAAGCUGAUGCUGCGCAGAUCAGAGACUGUGGUGGAGAGGAUGCUGUGCAACUGGAUGUCCAUCUGUCUCUACCAGUUCCUUAAGGACUCAGCAGGGGAACCCUUGUACAAACUGUUCCGUGCACUCAAGCACCAGAUAGAGAAGGGUCCUGUUGAUGCGUGUGCGAAGAAGGCCAAGUACACCCUCAACGACACGGGCCUGCUGGGGGACGACGUGGAGUACUGCGUCCUGACCCUGCAGGUGCUGGUCCAUGGAGAGGGACCUGAUGUGACACCCGUCAAGGUGUUGAACUGUGAUACCAUCUCCCAGGUGAAGGAGAAGAUCAUCGAGCAGGUCUACAAGAAUUUGACUCACUCACAGAGACCCAAGGUGGACAGUGUCACGCUUGAGUGGCGCCCUGGCUCCACAGGGCAAAUCCUGUCUGACCUGGACCUGACGUCCCAGAAGGAGGGAAGGUGGAAGCGCAUCAACACGCUGGCCCACUACAACGUGCGAGACAACGCUACCCUGGUCCUGUCUAGAGUCCUUCACACUCAACAAAACUACGACCAGAACCAGGACAACCACGAGGAGAGGAACGCUCUGCUGGAGGAUGACAAGGUGUUCCACCUGGUGCGACCAGCAGAUGAGCUGGAUGAGAUCAAGUCUAAGCGAGGCAGCAUGAAGGACAAGUCCAUGACCAAAGCCAUCACGGAGAUCUACCUGACCAGACUGCUCUCUGUCAAGGGAACGUUGCAGCAGUUUGUGGACGAUUUCUUCCGGAGCGUUCUGUGCUCCGGGGCCGUGGUGCCGCCAGCCGUCAAGUACUUCUUUGACUUCCUGGAUGAGCAGGCGCUGAAGCACGACAACGUGGACGAAGAGACCAUCCACAUCUGGAAGACCAACAGCCUGCCGUUGAGGUUCUGGGUGAACAUUCUGAAGAACCCCCACUUCAUCUUCGACGUCCACGUGACAGAAGUGGUGGACGCCUCGCUGUCCGUCAUCGCUCAGACCUUCAUGGAUGCCUGCACCAAGAGCGAGCACAAGCUGAGCCGGGACUCCCCAAGUAACAAACUACUCUAUGCAAAGGAGAUCUCCACAUACAAGAAGAUGGUGGAUGAUUACUAUAAGGGCGUCAGGCAGAUGGUAUCAGUAAGUGACCAGGACAUGAAUACUCAUCUGGCAGAGGUAUCUCGGUCACACACAGACAAGCUCAACACACAAGUGGCCCUGCAUCAGCUCUACCAGUACGCCAGCAAGUACUACGACGGAAUCAUCGCCUCCCUGGACGAGGACCCGGCAGCGCAGAGCAAACAGCUGACCCUGCGGCUACAGCAGAUAGCAGCCGCCCUCGAGCACAAAGUGACAGAUCUCUAACCCAAUGGACGGGAGGGCCAGGGGACGGAGGGAGGGAUGGACGGACGGUUGGAGGGAGGGAUGGACAGCGAUGGUACGGUGCACCAGUGUCCACAGGGGCUACGUUCUCUCGGUACACAGAGGAAGAGGGGGGAGGGAGGGUUAUAGGGACACCUGAGAGCACGCACGUGGACAAGUACAGCCGAGGGAGAGCCAGUCUGCAAAGUGGAGCAGUGUGCGACACCGAAAUAAGCAGAGAGAAAGGGAGUCGGGAGAAGGGAAAGGGAGAGGAGAAAAAUUGGUGGGCUACGCCCAUCCAUGGUACGGAAUGCCUUAAAGCUCACUUGCCAAACUGAAGUGGGUUUUCCCUGCUCAGCCUUGCCCCCGCUGUUCUCAAAGUGCGACAACGUAAAUCACGGAGAAAGAAGCCCCUGUGGUAACACUGGCCAGAGAGAUAAUCAGAUGUUGCGUUUUUCUUCUCGUGUAGAAAGGUUCUAAGAAUUGUAUUAUAUAUUUUUUUUAUCGUGCAGUCUUUACGCGGAAAGCUUUAUAAGGAAAUUAUCUUUUGAAAUGGACCGCCUUGUGGUGUGCAUAGUGUUUCUAUUAGCCCGCCUGCCUGCGUGUGGGUGUGGGUGUGUGUGUGUGGCUUGUGCGUGUGUGUUGGUGUGUGUACGUGGAUGCCUGCUGUCAGGCUAGAGGGCACAUGGAGACCCUAUCUGUCAUUUUAAUCUCUUUCACUCUCCUAGGAGUCCACACUCUCUCCAAGCUCUUUGACAGAGACCAAAGGGUCAUGACUCAGACUUUGGCUAACUAACAAUGCACAGGCUCUUGGAAAUGACAGGAGCAUCGAUUACUGACGUUUCCUAAUGUUUUAAUUGUAUUAUUUUUUUCCUCUUAAUUCGUUUUGCUUUGAGCUUAAUGGCUGCAGAAGCUAAUAGCACAGCACUUGCCCCCGCAAGUGUUACAUUGCCAUACAUUCCACUCAUAAGUAAAGCACAGAAAUGAUGUUUAAAACAGGGGGUUAAGACAGCUGGCUAUGGCACUUUUGACCAGUUAUACAGUUUUGCUCCCCUUUAGUCAAAUGUUUUAUUAUGUUUCAAAGCUUUAAUGUUAGUCACUGUUUGUGGAACUGACACAAGCAAAUCUUGUAACAGCCCUGCAAUAAGAUAUCAGAAUAGCAUGAGCUAUAUUUUAGUGGAUUUUAUAUAGAAUAAAAUGUCAUGUCAUCUAUGGUAGCCAGGCAGCAAUAUUGGACUGUAUGACUGAGAGAAUCCACGCAUUCUCACAGUAUACAACUAGCAUCAUCGUAAUAGUACCAUGGUUUUGUUAGUAGUGUUUUGCUUAUUAUUGUAGUGCCAUAUUCUGUGAGUUGGAACUAUCUCAAUAUUAGCUUAACAAGCAUAUAUGGCUGUUCUGUUUCUCACUAAGUGAUGAUUCUUCUGGUACUAUGGAGGUAUGAGUCCUUAGUUACAGAAUCAAUACACUAUGUCAUACUUUUAAGAUGUCAUACUUUUAAGUUCAUAUGGAUGGAUGGUGACUGAAAUGCUUUGUGAAUUAUUAUUAAUAUUGGCCAUUCUAUCACACUUAGGUACACUGCACAUCAUUCCAUAGUGGGUGUCGGUGUCAAACCGCAAAUGUCUUGACCACAGAUAUUUACCCAAGGGCAUAGGCUCCCUGUAUCUGGCUCUGUCCUACUGACAGAUAGAGGAGAGUCCCUGACCCCAGAAUGUUAGUGAUUCCUGCCUUGGAUUGGAGUGAGGUUUGCACAGAGCCUGCCUGCCCGCCUGCCCACAUGCCUGCCUGCACAGCAUGGCAUCGCGGCAUCAUGGUACCCUGACCAAGCGGCACUUGGCGCUGCCCACUCAGCACAGACCGGAGUGGCACUCUGCAUAAUGGCACCAGCGGGGGAUGCUUUUGAUCUUCAUUGCAUGCAGACUUUGCGGGGCUCCAUCCUCGUCACGGCCUCAGCUGUGCACCGCAAACGCCGACCUGCUGACAGGAGCGCGCAAGCUUCUUUCAAGCCUUUCUUUAACCAAAAUGUGCCUUAGCAAUGAGAAUAUCUUUUUUGAGUUAUUUCGUGAUUAGAGGCAAUUUAUAGUCGAUAGAGACACAGCAAUGUAUUUGCGAUUCUUGUGAUAAUUGUGUGCUGUCGAAAAAUGCUAGGACUUUGCUGCAGCCUUGCUCUGCCAGCAGGCUGAACACAUUUCAGUAUGAGUUUUUAUGGUCGCAGUUUUGAUGUGUGCAUUCAAUUUAGGGUGUCUGUGGUGUGUGUUUAGUAGGACUAUGGUGGCAGCCCAAAUGAGUAUAAAUGUCAAGCAGUAUGGCCAACCUAAAAGGUUUUCCUCCCUACAUUUCUCCGGCAUCCCUUAAAUUGGUCUAGGCUAAAAAGGUAACACAAGUAGAGUAUUGAGUAUAGAGCAAAAUUGUUCUGGUGGUGUUUUUUUUUUGCCUGUGUUUCUCUGAUGUUCCACUGUGUGUAUGGAAAACGACUGUAUCUAUACUCGACAAUUAUCUUUCUUACUGCUGUGCAGUUAUUAUUUGUAUUUUUUGGUUUCCUAUAACAUAUACCUUUGUAAAGAUAUGUUGAAAUACUGUAUUCUAUCCGUAUACUCCUAUGCAUCGAGUCCUGGGGAAAAAAAAUAUCCUGUUUGUUGUGCUGUUGUCGAGAUCAUUUCAUUUCCUUGUGAAUGUGCCGUGACUAAGCAAGAAACUGGGACAGUGGAAUCCAGAGCAGGACAUUAAUGGAUGCCAACGUUUUUCUCUGUGUGAGACAGCUGGCUAGAAAUUGACCCUGCCUUCAUGUUUGAACUGGAUUACUUCUUUCUCAGAGGUUGCGUGUGUAUGGGGCAGUUACACACAGAUUGCAUCACACACUCCCCCAUGAAUAAACUUCUCAGAGACAUCCA